Messenger RNA from Orbicella faveolata, 6395 nucleotides. RefSeq names its product WD repeat-containing protein 81-like. Gene Ontology annotation, molecular function: protein binding. NCBI's taxonomy places the organism in Eukaryota, Metazoa, Cnidaria, Anthozoa, Scleractinia, Merulinidae. The record is from RefSeq and is a predicted model, not a curated record.
AUAUUAUUAAUUAAAUUAUCCUUAAAAAUUUCAGCUUUCCUGAUGCUUUUGAAAGAGGAUUGGAUGAUGGAGGUAAAGGUACUGUCUUGUCAUUUGCCGAGCUCAUGCAGUGUGUGGGUGUCCAUAAUCUCCGACACAGCUGGGACAGUGCUUUGGACAGUUAUCCUUGGGCUGCACACUGUGUCCUUCCAGCUCCUGUGGGGAAAACAUCAGAUAAGAAUGUUCUUGAUGAAAUGCUGCUUCAUGCAUAUGGUCUGUCUGCAAGACAUCUGUUCUCAGAUCCAGACAGUUCAGAGCAUGGUAAUUUUGGGUCAUCAGCUGAACGCGAUGCGUUUGACGAUUUCAAAGAAGAAUCCGAGGGAUCGCCAUUAUCACUUAUAAUGAAAAAGAAUGUAGUUCCAUUUGUUUGCGCUCUAGAAGGACAAUCGGCUUACUUUCUUGUGGAACCGUAUUAUCAACACAGCCUUCAUAACAUGGUAACUUUCAGCCCGUCUGUGUUGUCAGGCUCACACAUCAGGCCUUUGUUUAUGAUUUACGAGCUUCUUCAUGCUCUUCAUUGGUACCACAGCCAUGGAAUUGCCCACGGUGCUUUAACCCUUCACAAGAUUAAAGUCAGUAAAGGACUGUGGAUUUAUCUUGAGUCACCUGAUUUUUUCCACACUUGCAGUUCGGACCUUUCAUUAUCUGGAGGUGAAGUCGGGUCGUGCGGUAAAGCUGCCACGAGGCCACAAUUAGGCCUAAAUGAUUCACUGGCUUCUAAAUACACUAGAGAUGAUUUGCCUAAUCUUGUGGAGUUAUGGGUGCAUGGUAAAAUUAGUAACUUUGAUUACCUGAUGGCUCUGAACUUCUUAGUUGGGCGUCGGCUCGGAGACCCAAAUUAUCAUCCAGUGUUUCCAUGGGUGACGGACUUCUCUGUCCGAGACGGAGGGUACAGAGACUUAAAGAAGUCCAAAUUCCGCCUCAACAAGGGAGACAGGCAGCUUGAUGUAACGUACAAAGCUGCGCUGUUGGACAGCCAGGAAGGCGCGCCUCCACAUCACGUGUCGGACGUACUGUCUGAUAUUACGUAUCACGUGUAUCUGGCACGAAGAACUCCUAAAUCAGUCCUUUGCGAUCACGUGAGAUCUAACUGGGUUGCCAAUGAGUAUCCAUCCAGUAUGGAGAGGUUGUACCACUGGACACCAGAUGAAUGCAUUCCACAGUUCUUUUCUGAUGCUUCUAUCUUCGAGUCGGUUCAUGACGACCUUCCUGAUUUAGAACUACCAUCAUGGACGACAGCUGCAGAGGAGUUCAUUCAAUGGCAUAGAUCUGUUCUGGAAAGCGACGCAGUGUCUGCUGGUCUCCAUCACUGGAUUGAUCUGACAUUUGGGUACAAACUUGCUGGUAAGGCAGCGGUGAAAGCCAAGAAUGUAUACCUCCAUCUCAUUGACAAACAUCAGUCCCUCAGCAAUCACGGCGUCGUGCAGCUAUUCACAGAGCCUCACCCAGAGAGAGCGCAACCUCGUUUGCCACACUCGAACACUUUGUUCCUUGGACGAGGAGACCAUGAAAUGGUAGAUGGCAAGGUCAUACGAAGCUUGGUCCGCCAUAACAGCGAGCACACGGCAGAGAAGUCUUCCGCACUGGAGGAUUCUGUCAUGUCUGUUGAAAGUGUCAGCGAGAAUGAUUUUCUUCUUGGUCAUCAGCCGAAAGAGAAACACAAUGGAGAAGACCAUAACAGCAAAGCAGCAGUAGUGCCAGGUAAAGAGGCUUUCAAUGAGGAGGAGGUGUCGAGAGGCGCACAGUUUGAGGCAGUAAUCGUCCCCACGAAUUACAACCCGCUAGAGCUGCUGGAAAGGUUUGAAGCUCUUGAAAAGUUCAAGAACCAGUUUGGCCCUAGAAGUGUAGCAGGUGGAAGCAAUGAAGAACGACAGCAGCCUGCAGAGAAGAAAAAUUUUGGUAAACUGGUUCAAGCUGACAUGAUUAGCCUCGGAUGUGCGAUAGUGGAGAUGCUUAUGCCUGGCAAAGUACAGCUAUCAACGUGUGGUCUGACAGGAAAACAGAGGGAAACAGCCAUUGUGAAACUUUGUGAAACAAACAGCAAACUUCUUCCCAGGUUUGCUCGAGCUGCUGUUCACGCUCUUUUCAAAGGCGAUUGUUCUUCCGCUGAAGGUGACACAGGUUCCCAUGAUGGAUGGCUACCUCCUCUGACAGCUGAUCUGCUGCUGCAGCCUCAUCUAGGCUUGUUCCCUUUUCCUUCAUACUUCAGCGCUUUGCACGAGUUCCUGGCAGCUUUCUACCACUCCGUGAGAAAAGCGGAUGGCAACGCUCAAAAAUCGAAACCACAGGACAGUUUGACAUUUCUGAGAAAUGAAGUUGGUUACACUGUGGAGCAAGUGGACAUAGCCGCGUCGUUUCUUCCUGAUUUGCUUCCUAUUGUAGAUGAUGAAGGCAUCAAGCUACUUCUGUACCACUUGGAGCCGUUAUUUACUUGUUUAGAGACGCGCCUCCACGCUUGUACGCAGCUGUUUGACAUGCUAGCGCAAGCUCUUGGCCCAAAGAACACAGUGAAGACAUUCUUGAAAUGCCUGCUUAGCCUGUUCGACUCUUACGCCCUGGAAAUGUACGAGGUUAUCACGAAACAGACGUUUCUGUCUCAGAUCAUAGUUCGCUUUGGACUGGACGGAUUUCUGAAACAUUUUAUCACCUUCGUUGUUGAUGCUGUGGCAUUCAAGGCCAAAAUGGAGUCAAAAGCUGGGAGGGGGGAUGGACUAUCCAUCCUCAGUGGAGAGGGAGUUACCUCAGAGAUUCCUGUUCCAGAAACGGAGUACAAUGCAAAAGAUGUUGCACUGGACAUGGACGAUCUGGAUUUGCCAGGCAGCUUCCUGAGAGAAGGAUCCGAAGAUCGAGACGUUCAAAUUGGAUUAAUGAAUAUUGAAGAUCUUGACACCCAAGGAGAAUUCGCAGUGACCCGCCAAAAUCUGGAUCAAGUUGGAGAUGACGAGAUUGUCGAGCAAGUGACGCUCUUACCCAGAGGCAUUAUAGACGAGGAAGGGGAUGGACGAUUGUUCCAGGGACACAUUUCAGAUGGUGAUGAAGAUGAUGUUCCUGUCGCUGAUGAAAUUGAUGACGGAAGGCGGUCAAGCAAGGUUGCCGGCAUGGACAACAUCCGUGAUGUAGUUACUCAACAACAAGGUGUUGGUGAUACAUCGCUUGACGGGGAAGACUGUUCUACUUCGACCACUGCUGGUGUAGGCAGUGGCGACGCCGACAAUAAUGACACUGUUGACGUUGACGACCAAGAGUUUCAGACAGGGAAUGAUCCCGCAUCAGGUUCAAUUCAGGAGAAACAAACGCCUGUAGAGUUUGAAGGCAACGAUGGCAAUGUUGUAGCAACGCACGUGCUGCCUAGCGAACAGGGAGAUCUUGAUGUGAGAAAUGGAGACGUAGAAUUGCAAGAGUUCGAUGCAUCAAGCGCGAAGGAAAACGACACCUUUGAAUCGUUAACAGAGAAGACAGGACACGACAUUGGAGUGAACAUGUUGGCAAGAAAUGUGAUACGGCAAGAAAAGCCGAAAGACGAAGAAGAAGUGAGGGGUGAAUUCAACGAGGAAGAUGGUCAGGACGAAAAUCCAGACGAGCUCACUGAAGAUGAUAAUGAGGAAAUUGAAGAAGCAGAGGGCAGUGGAGAAGACGGCCUUGAACAGAUACGCUUACCGGUCGAGGAGAAUCUGGCCUUUGAAGAAGACGGGGAAGAUUAUUCUGGCGACGAUGAUCCACAAAGCAAUGUGAUUUUAGAUCCAGAAGACGAAGAGGUUACAAAGGACCAACCGUCCGCCUAUCAAAUAAAAACAUUCUAUAAUUCCCAUAAAUCUAAAAUUAUUCAGCAGGAAAAUAAGGCCCAAAAACAACACGACGAGCUGACACCUGGAACCAUAUCAGGCAUCGCAGCGGAGAGCAUCGUGUGGCUGGCCCCUCGUCUGGGACCUGUCCUCACAUCCAAGUACAUUGCCAGUCAGUUGUUGACCAUGUUACCGCACUGCUACAUGGGAUACGUGGGGUCGAAUGACGAUGAUGAUGAUGCCAAAACGGUCAACGAUAGGAAUGCCAAGUGGUUAUUGUACUGUUUGAGUAAUUUCUGUACGCUUUAUGGAGAAGCAUUCAUGUUGAAUCAAUACCUGCCUUAUAUCAAUAAAAUGAUCAGAGGAGUACAAACCAAGGUGACACAAAGAGGAGAAGCUGCCCUUGCCGGGGUCCUGUCGCUUCUUAAGUACUGCAUUCCUUAUCUAUCUCGCGACACUCUGUCCAGCUACACUGAAUCUCAACUCAUGACUGGUGUCUUUCAGCCAGUCAUCCGUAUCCUGUCAUCCUACACCCUGACAUUCCCAGGCGGUGUAACAGCACGCCAGGCAAUCUGUCGGAGCUACAUAGAUGUUCUAACAGUAGUGUGUUUAAAACUUGAAAGGGAGCUCGCCCGAGAGAACAUGACCGCUCCUUUGCAGCAAUUUUUCUCGUGUUUUGAGCUGGAGCGCAUGAGAACGAUUACGAUGAAUCAGAUUGAAGGGAAAUCGUUGCCUGUGGAGCGCAAAGCAGCCUUUGGUGAUAGAGAGGAAUUCAAAGGAGCUACAGAGGGGAGGGAUGAGAUGGACACGUCAGGCGUGGAGGAAAACGACGGCGCUAACGAGACUCAAGAUGACUUGUACAACACACCGGUUUAUGAGGAAUUAUGCCAGACAUUCUCUGCUGCGAUAGCUCAUCACGCUUUUGUUCCCCUGUGCGGCAUCAUGGGAAGCAAAUACAUGGAGAGCUCGCUGCAUAAUCACGACCUCAUCUGGAACUUGUGCUGCAGUCAUGAUGUCCAGCUGUCUCACCCCACUUGUGAAGAUACCAGGGCAUCCGAGGACGAGGAGGAAGGAGAGGAGAAUGGUAACCACAUGGCUGGUGUUGAAGUAUCUGAAGUGGACUCUUCUCCUGCGGUUGGCUCACGUGGUUUGGAUAACACUGCUGAUGAACGAAUACAGGAAAAGAAAGGAGGCAAAGAAGGAGGAAAGAUCAGGAAAAAGCCUAAGCCACCCAUGUGGUUUAUAGGCAGAAGACUUUCCAAAGCAAAGGACGUGCCAACUAACUUGCCCUCGUCUUCCUCCUCGGACCAAUAUCUCCGUGGUAGCUGGCUUACUCACUGGGAAAACCAACUCAGUGUCAAGGGCAAGGUAGGAAACAAGUUCAGUCUUCAACAAGUCAAACUGCAGACAUUUACUGGUCACAGUGGUCCAGUCCGUUCAGUGUAUGUACAGGACAGUGAACACUGUUUCCUGUCAGCCAGCAAAGACAAAACUGUCAAGUUGUGGUCACUAAGCAACCAUGGUGAUGGCACCGCUCAGUCGGCAAGCUCGUGGACAUAUUACCGUCACACGCGACCCGUGUUCCACGUGGGUAUGGUGGAGUCCGUGCGGCAAAGCGUGUCAUGUGACGGCAGCCUUCAUUUAUGGGACGCAGUCUCUGGUAGUUGUCUCGGAGUCUUUGACCAGGCAAGGAACAACCCCAUAGCUGCUAUGGCAACACUACCAGCGCCGAGUCAAUGCGUGGUGGCAGCCAUGGCUGAAGGAACUGCCAGAUUCCUUGACGUUCGUCAGCAUAGUUUUGUUAUGGAGUGGAAAGUUACGACCAGUAGUGUACCAGGCACAGUGCGUGACGUUUGUUGUAGUCCUGAUGGACGAUGGAUCGCUUUUGGUUUCUCAACCGGCCUUGCUUCUGUGCUGGAUAUUCGGGGUGGACUGCUUCGUAGUCAGAGGCGGGCUCAUACAGGCGACAUCUUUCAGGUCAAAGCCUUUUCAAGCACGUCUUUUAUAACAUCUUCUGUUGAUUCGGGAUUGUCGUUGUGGAAAGAUGACGGGGUACGCCUGAAGGCAGUUAAAGGUCCUAGCGACCCUCUCCCCUCCCUACUGGUGUGGCGUGACCAGGUGAUCUCCGCCAGUAUCAGCGGCAGGAUUGGUGUUCACAACUUACAAGAGGAUCUAUCGGAGGAUCCUUACGUUAGUUACAAGUUGAGCAGUGACGUGUUCCGCGGUGGUAUCACGUGUCUCGGUUACCUGCCACUCAAUCGACUGCUUUUGAUUGGUAGCGACACAGGCAACAUUGUUCUCUGUUCCUAAGCAACGGUUGCCUCGGCAACAAAACCUUUUUUGUGAUAUACAGAUUUGAUUCUUUCGUACAACUGUUUCUUAAAAAGAAAGUUAAUCAGAAAUAUAGACACAUAGCAAAUGAAAUUAAUUUUCACACCAUCUGUACGCGCUAUACUUCAUGGAAAAUUUAUUAACUAAGCAAAAAUCAAACAGCAUCACAAAUUUUUACAUUGGUUUUCCACUAUCGCUAAAAUAAACUUGUAUACUCAUUCUUAAGAUAUGAAUUUGCUUUCC